GCGCCCUUAUCACACAAUAUCAUCAUUUCUUGAAGAAAAGACACUUGUCUUAACGAACUAUUAUUGAACACGAAUUAAAUCUUAUCUUAUAUCAAGUUGUGUGCAUGACUUUGUUUCUAUUAUAGCUCUACACCCGAAGAUAACUUUUUGACUUUAAAAACCGCUUGUGGGGUCGACAUCUUAAGAAGUGAAAUUUAUAAAAAAACAACACAAUUGUAUGAAGUACAAGACAAUGCUUUAGAUGCUUUUUACCUUGGCCUAACACUGAACUAUAAAGAGAUCUUCACUUCAAAAGAAAUUAGCUUAAAAUGGAAAGAACCAGGCCCCAAAGAUCUACUGGGUGCCAUCGUGACUAACUUAAAUACAGAUUUCCUGAAGCCACUGCUGGAUAAAGAAACAGCAGAAAGCAACGAAGCGCUCAUUACAACACUAAACCAGAUUUAUGAAAAUAAAGAUUGCCUCUUUACGGACACUUUAUCGUCAGCGGAUAUUGAAAUAGAACCUGCUGAUAAUGGAAAAGGAGCUGGAUGUUUUCUGAAACUGUUUCUCGAACUUAUUCAGAAAAAUAAAUUGGAGGCAUCUUUGUACUACUGGAGUCGAGUGGACCACCCGAUUGUGGCGGCGUUACUUGCGCAGUACAUUUUGAAACAGAAACUGGAAACUGCACACACGCAAAAUAAAAAAGAAAAAUGUACAAAGUUUUUAAAAAUUUAUGAAGAUAUCGCUAUUGGCAUUUUAAAUUCCUGCUAUAACGAAGACAGGAAGAGAACUUGGUAUCUCCUGGUCAAAGAAAUUCCCGAGUUUAAUGAAUCCUGCAUUACCGUAGCCUUGAAGACUGAAAACAAACAGUUCUUGCAACAUCAAGCCUGUGCAGAAGUAAACAGUGUCAGCUGGUCGAAAUAUCUUGGCAAAGAUCUUGGGGCAAACCUUGAAAAAGAUUUGGAUUUUUUUUCACAAUUACAACCUGACAUCAGAGAGACUUUUCUUUCACCCAAAGGACGCUGUCGAAUGGAUAUGAUCGCCUACUUGCUGUUCUUAACGGCUUACUCUUUCCUCCUGGUCUCAACACUUCACCAGACAACGUUUCACUGGCUGGAGGCCGUGGUCAUUGUCUACUUAAUUAUCUUCUUCAUAAAAGAAUACGACCAGUGUUGCCAAGGAAUUAGUAAAAGUGCGAAGGAGUGUUGGUACUACAUUAGCGAUCCUUUCAACAUCUUGGACCUGCUGUCAAUAGGCAUCGCCAUCAUGGCCUGGUCUCUUCGCUUUGCGGCCUACGCCAACCCUGAAGAACAGAGAGUUAUGACUGCAGCUCGCUACCUGCUGUGCCUUAACUUCAUGCUCUACAUGUACCGUUUCCUGGAGUUCUUUUAUCAAAACAAAUUACUUGGACCGAUGCUAGUGGUCAUAAAAGACAUGGUCAACACCUAUAUCCAUUUCCUUUUGAUUCUUGCGAUCUUCUUCGUGUCCUACUGCGUUGUCUCGGAGAGCAUUCUGUACCCAGAGAAACAAAUAACAAAAACCAUCGUCUACAAUGUCUUUCGCAGAGGAUUCUGGGCCAUGAUGGGAGAAUAUUUUCUAGAGGAAGUCGAGCACUACUCAGAUAAUGCUUGUAUUGAUAAUCACCAAGCCAACAGCACUUGCCCAACCGCUGACGGGAGAUACACCAUUCCUAUACUGCUGGCAGGCUAUGUUCUAUUUGUUCAGAUACUGAUGUUCAAUUUACUAGUCGCCCUAUUCAACAAAGCUAUCACGGAAAACGAAACCAAAAGGGACAUGAUCUGGAUAUAUCAAAGAUUUAAGCUGACUAUGCAGUAUGCUGAGACCAAAAUUCUGUUACCUCCCUUUCUGCCUCUUGUCUUCUUCCUGGUAAGGAAAGUUGGCAAUCCUUUCAAAUCCAAAUUAGCUGAGAAAUCCAUUAAGCUAAAAGACUUAGAACAAAGUGCGGUACAGAUAUAUUAUUCUUUGUACAACAGAGACGGUUUUAAGGUUUCUAAUGACCAUACAACUAAAAAUGACAAGUCUAUGGAAACUAUGAUCAAACACAUCUUAGGCUUACUGCUAAAACAAAGCAAUACAAGUAAAUUACCUGAUCAGUUUGACGACACACAGAUUUGUGGACUUUUGGCUUCACCAAAUUUAUGUAGCAAUGAUCAGCCUAAGUCUGGUAGUUUAAAACGACAAGCCUUAAAUGUUGUUGUGGAAUCCAGUUCACUGCCUUGCGAUAACGACGCCAUUACGACGGACAUGACCUCGACAGCAUAAGCCAAGAAGUGCUUUUAUAAACAUUGAAGAAACUCAUUAAUGUGGGGAAGAUGAAAGCUUUUAAUGUCUUUUUUUAAAAGGACUUUAUAACUCACACCUUUUUGAAUGUUUUGGAAGUGAUUGGUUAUACGCGCUUCAAACUAAACUAUCGUUUUGAUAGUCCCGAGUUUGAAUCCCAUCUUUUAGCAUCCAGUAGUGAAGGAAGCACCCAUAACAAUCAAAGAAACUGAUACAUGUAGUGAAAUAAAAAUCUUGAUAUAUAUUCCAUUAUUGUGUUAUAACAUGAGGAUAACACAGACACAUGUUAACUAGUUAUUUUUAUUCUGUUCUUACAAUCUUUUAUUCAAGACAUUUACAACCAUAAUUAAAUCAGUUCAGAUUUCAUCAUUACUUAAAGCAACAAUGGUAGUGGUCAUGCAGACAUGUGCGUAAAGAUCCAUUUGUGACUUUUUAAAUAAUAUUUCAAAAUUGUAAGAAAACUCUCGUCUUGCUGUUUUUUUAUGUUAUCAUGACGCCGGGAGCCCUCUGUUGUUUGUGAACAACUUUGUAUUAAUUAAGUCAUUGUUAAUUAUAAUCAUUAAUAAUUUUGUCUACAUCUUUAAAGUUACUUUGACACAAGAACAAUCUAAAAUUCCCAGUAUCGAAAUUGAAAUCCUUUGUAUUAUUUUUAAUUGUUAACAGAUUUUUGUAUGAUUUCAGUUUGUUUUUAAUUCCGCUUUUAACCCUUAGAAUAAGAUCCACAAAAUAAAGUAUUAAAACUAUGAUUCUCUUUAUAGAUUAAAUAGGGGUAAUACCUCUCAAAGAAUGUUUAUUAAUGGUGAUGGCUAACGAGUAGAGAACUAUCAUAUCUAGCAAGAUUUAUUUGUAUAGAUAGACUGACAUUUCAAUAAAAAGAGUCUAGUUUUAAUUCUGACAGGAGUUUUCUGAGAAGUCUGGAUACAAGAAACUGUUUAUUUCUAGCCGGAGGUUACAAUGUAACUUAAUAAACUAUAAGUUACAGUAGCUACGCUGAGGAGGGUCAAUUGUAGUCAAACUGAAUGUCCAUUUGAUUCGACCAAUACAAAUUAUCUUAUCUUAUCUUAACUGUGAACUACGUCAUUGUACAUGUAACUAUGUAAGUAACUUUGACUCUAUUAUAGUCUACAUGAUUGUUUUUGAAAAGCGAGAUUUUUGUAUUUUAUGAUGGUCGAGAGAAACAGAUCGAGGUCGUACGAUAAAUGUAUACAUCUCUAUUUUAUACAUUGAUUUUUACUUGACUUUUUUAUGAGAAACUGAUAAUUUAAUAAGUCAUAUUCCAAUUUUCAUGUGCACAUGUAUUAUAUGAACUGUUAUCUUAUAUUGUUAUUGUAUGUAUGAAACAUGUUUUAUUGGUUAUUAUUCACUCUUUCAUAUGUGUUUAUAAUGUGUCUUUUUAUUGCAUACUUGUUGAAAAUGUUAUGAUCUUCCAUAAAAAGUUAAAUUAAAACAUUAAAAACGUUGUAUUUA
Biomphalaria glabrata is the source of this 3747-nucleotide messenger RNA. RefSeq names its product transient receptor potential cation channel subfamily M member-like 2. Bases 1009 to 2262 code for a protein of 417 amino acids. Gene Ontology annotation, biological process: calcium ion transmembrane transport. The transcript has 19 exons. The record is from RefSeq and is a predicted model, not a curated record. Gene Ontology annotation, cellular component: membrane. Lineage: Eukaryota; Metazoa; Mollusca; Gastropoda; Planorbidae. Gene Ontology annotation, molecular function: ligand-gated calcium channel activity.